GGAGAACAGGGGGAGGGAGCGGGGGGGAACCCAGUAAGGUAUAUGAGGGCCUCAGUCCGAGCAAUCGCCGGUACUCUAGCCUCGCUGCCUACUUACAUUCACACACACUAACACUAAGACCGACCGCGGGGAAACAUGAUGCACACCCUCGCGACGGUAGCAACAGUGCUUGUUGCGCUGCUGGCGGUGUCGGCGCAGCAGUACCAGCAACCCGGCGGUAAUUACGUCGACGAUUACGCUCAAUAUGACUCGCAACGACCGAGCCAGCCGACUCCGCGUAGUUACGCGACCAACGAAGUACCGACCCGUCAAUCGGCCGCACCGGCGAGUCCAAAGCCAACUCCAGUGGCGAUCUUGAAGCAGAUCAAUCGCCACAAUGAAGACGGCUCAUACACAUAUGGUUUCGAGGGCGCUGAUGGCUCCUUCAAGAUCGAGACCAAGCUGCCGACCGGCGAUGUGAAGGGCAAGUACGGCUUCGUCGAUGACACCGGCAAGGUCCGCGUAGUCGAAUACGGCGCGAAUCAGUACGGCUUCCAGCCGGCUGGUGAAGGUAUCACCGUCGCCCCACCGACCCUGUUCGACGAGACCACCAGCAAGGAGGCUCUCGAGGCGCAGGCUUACGAAGAAUAUCAGCAGCGGCAACAGCAACAGCAACAGGCACAGGCCGCACGUCCGGCUUAUCAAUCACCACCGCAACAAUCGCACACUCAGGCUGUGUACGCUCCAGCGCAAGUAGCCCCGAGCAGACCGGCUCUACCCAAACCACCCAUCUUCACACCGGCUGCUGCCCAGGCACCGCAACAGUCUCCGCUGGUGCAACAGAAUCCGGUUUACGAUGAGCCUGCGCCGGUCUCGCAGCUCUACAAUCAGGGACCAGCACAAUUCGGCCCGGCGCCGAAUCAGGAACGCCGUACCCAGCCGCAGGCUCGCAGCGGCGGCGGCAUCCUGGACCAACUCGCCAGGGACUACGCUUUGCCUCAGGGAGUGGCACCACCGCUGCACGACAUCAGCUUCGGCUAUUACUAGUCCUACUCCUUUUAUCUAUCAGAAGACAGAAGAGUCUGAGAUCGAUCGCGUUGCAAAAAAAAUUUCAAAAGCUAUAUAAAAAGAUUAUUUUUUCUAUAGAUAAAAGAUCUACUUAAUAUUAUUAUUUAAUGUUAAUUUUGUACAGCAAUCAAAGAUGAGAAUUGUUGCGACUGAUUUCGGUCUCGUCUGUAUCCCGGUUGCGUGUUGGUCUUGUAUUUUAUUCGUUAAUGGGAUGCUCUGAUGACUAAUUAAAUCAUCAGGAAUCAGGCGUAAUCCGUUUCCUUCAAAGUCAGCGACAAUGUGAUUAAUGAUUGCCGCAAAUAUAGACCGUUCACUAUUUGAAAGUCGAAAACUUAUGUAUUAAUAUUUAAAAUCUCGAGUUGAAAGCUAAAAUUCCAUUUUAUUCAUUGCACAAUUUUUUAUAUUAAUUAUAUAAUAUUUUCUAUUUUAUUUAAUUAAGAAUCAAGAUGCAUUAAAAUAAAAACCAUGGAUCUCAUUUAUUUCAUAAUAUAAAAAAAUUUGAUAAAUGAUAUUAAAGAUCAAUUCGCUGGUGCAAAUCAAAUAAAUUUUUAGCUUUAUCGAGUAUUUCUUUUUAAUUUUAAAAGUCCAAUAAAAUGAUAUAAACAAGUUCUUCAAAAUAUCAUAAAACCUGGAAUAUUGAAUUUUCGAGUAAACACUAACAUCUAAAUCUUCGACUCUUUACUUCAACGAUCAUGAUUAAGUUAUUAGGAAGUUUUUUGAUGUUGUCUUUUUAUAAAUUAUUGUUAUACAUUUCACGAGUCAUCAAAAAAUUAUUUGGAUAAACAAUUGUAACGAGAGAAGUUGUAAAAACUUUAAAUUCUCUAUAAAUGAUGUAAAUAAAAUUUCUCAUCUCUCCUUUUUUGAUGGGCGUUCACGUUUUUACUCUAGAAAACGUGACUCGCCUUAAGAAUUCACUAGUGAAGUAUCGUUGCGUAUUCACAACAGAAUCAUGUAUUUUAAUUGGACGCGCUUAUUUUAUUGUAAUUAGAUUAUUGUAAGGUAAUUCAAGUGGAAUAAAGUAAGGCCAAUACUAAAUAUAAUAAA
Cataglyphis hispanica is the source of this 2091-nucleotide messenger RNA. RefSeq lists its product as uncharacterized. Bases 136 to 1026 code for a protein of 296 amino acids. The record is from RefSeq and is a predicted model, not a curated record. The transcript has 2 exons. Gene Ontology annotation, molecular function: structural constituent of chitin-based larval cuticle. Lineage: Eukaryota; Metazoa; Arthropoda; Insecta; Hymenoptera; Formicidae. Gene Ontology annotation, cellular component: chitin-based extracellular matrix.